AUGGUUGCCCCAAUUGCCAAUCCGCCCACCAUGUCGGAUGUAGCGAGAAAGCCUACAUCGCGGAUAUUGCGUACAACGGAUGACGAUAGGCCAUUCACCAGGGACUUCAAAGACCUCUUCUCAACUCUCAUGGUCAGCCUUGAACUCAGCGCUCGUCGAGUGCGGUUUACCAAAGUAGACUUUACCUUCACCGUGGAAGAAGCAUUGAACAAUCUCAGCUCUCUUCGAUUCACGCAAUCUGCUCGCAUGCCUGAUCCUAAUGACCCCUCUCGCAUCAUCACCACAACAUCGACAACCACAUUCACAAUGGCAAAGGAAAUGGCACGCUCCAUAUUCCAGAACUUCAUACAAGCACGAUUCCUGGAACCACUCAACGCCACCUUCUCCGGUCUCAGCAAAGGAACAGUAUGUACAAUGACGGCAAAGGGAAUUGCUGUGCUGCAUCGGUUCUGCAACCGAAACGGCAUCACAGCACCGCAUGUGAUGCGACUGUUGCAAUCACUACGUAACAAGAUGACUCUUCUCAUUCUCGAACGUGAUCCGACAACCGACAAACUGGUGGUUGACCAGUCCACCAUUGAAGUCAUAUUCCGUCGCUUUGCAGGUGUUCAGGCACCCGGUGCGAUUGGUGGCUCGCCAGCCUGGGAGGAUCUCACCGAUUACCCGAAUGGUCUUGUAGGCGUUGAGGGAAUGCAAGAUAUCCGGGUGAAUGGCAGGAAAUAUCAAUAUGCAUUUACAGGCAAGUCAGCCAUCAACUGGCUGAUGGACUGCUGUACCACCAUCGACGAGCGCGAGACAUACAGCGUUUGUGAGCAAUUCAUUGAACAUGGCUUGAUCACUGCCAUUGUCGAGGAUAAGUCCUACAUCGCAGAAAAAGAUCAGGCCGCGCUCAACUUUCAACCGACCCGGCAAGCCAUCUAUGCACUCACACCACGAGCAAUGAAAGUGUGCGGCUGGGUAGUAUCCGACAGACUAUCUGAUGAGAGCAUAAACACGAAGAGGGAAAGCAAGUCGAAUUCGACGACAACUCCCGCUUCCACCGGUGACGUUUCAAAUAAGUCACGGUUGCAGUAUAUACUCAACGAUCCCUCGCUACGUCUCCUAUUCCGCGAGUAUCUUGCUGCGUCUUUCUGUGAGGAGAAUCUAGCUUUUUACCAAGAUGUGACGGAAUAUGUCGACAACUACAGGAAUUCUAAAAUGUCGGAUGAACUAAAGGAUUAUCACAAGUUGCAGGAUUAUAUUGCUGGCGUAUUUGGUCUAUAUAACUCAUUCCUCGCACCGGGAUCUCCCUGUGAGCUUAACAUCGAUCAUGCUCUCCGUAAUCGCAUUUCCUCAGAAAUGACCGGACUCAGCGGAGACGAGAAAACAGUGGCUCGUAAUCUCGAUGAAGUCGUCAAUCUCUGUCAACUUGCCCAAGUGACUAUUUUCAAGCUCAUGGCUAGUGACUCGGUUCCCAAAUUCUGCCGUCAUCCCAGGUAUGCGAUCAUUCUUCAGGAACAUGAUUUUGAAUCUAUUUCUGGGAACGCCAGCCGUCCUGCAUCUCCAGUCAGUGUGCCGGUGAGGUCAGCAGACCGAUAG
Messenger RNA from Talaromyces marneffei, 1578 nucleotides. RefSeq lists its product as uncharacterized. Gene Ontology annotation, biological process: intracellular signal transduction. Lineage: Eukaryota; Fungi; Ascomycota; Eurotiomycetes; Eurotiales; Trichocomaceae. The record is from RefSeq and is a predicted model, not a curated record. The coding region runs from base 1 to 1578 and encodes 525 amino acids. The transcript is spliced from 4 exons.